This is a messenger RNA of Struthio camelus australis, 2633 nucleotides long. The record is from RefSeq and is a predicted model, not a curated record. NCBI's taxonomy places the organism in Eukaryota, Metazoa, Chordata, Aves, Struthioniformes, Struthionidae.
CCGGCCCCCAGCCAGUGGUCCGAGUCCACUGCCGCCAAGUAUGGACGGCUGGACUCAGAGGACGGCGACGGUGCCUGGUGCCCUGAGAUCCCGGUGGAGCCCGACGACCUCAAGGAGUUCCUGCAGAUUGACCUGCGCGCCCUGCACUUCAUCACCCUGGUGGGCACCCAGGGGCGCCAUGCGGGGGGCCACGGGAACGAGUUCGCCCCCAUGUAUAAAAUCAACUACAGCCGGGAUGGCACUCGGUGGAUCUCCUGGAGGAACCGGCAUGGGAAGCAGGUCCUGGAUGGAAACACCAACCCAUACGACAUCGUCCUCAAGGACCUGGAGCCGCCCCUCAUCGCGCGCUUCGUCCGCUUUAUCCCCGUCACCGACCACUCCAUGAACGUGUGCCUGCGCGUGGAGCUGUACGGCUGUGUGUGGCUGGACGGGCUGGUGUCCUACAACGCGCCGGCCGGCCAGCAGCUCGUCCUUCCUGGCGGCACCGUCAUCUACCUGAACGACUCUGUGUACGAUGGGGCGUUUGGGUACAGCAUGACAGAGGGACUUGGCCAGCUGACGGAUGGGGUGUCAGGCCUGGACGACUUCACGCAGACCCACGAGUACCACGUGUGGCCAGGCUACGACUACGUCGGUUGGCGCAAUGAGAGCACUGCCGGUGGCUACAUCGAGAUCACCUUUGAGUUCGACCGGAUCAGGAACUUCACCACCAUGAAGGUGCACUGCAACAACAUGUUCGCCAAGGGGGUGAAGAUCUUCAAAGAGGUGCAGUGCUACUUCCGCUCCGAUACCAGCGAGUGGGAGCCCAAUGCCAUCUCCUCGGUGCUGGUGUUGGAUGAUGUGAACCCCAGUGCCCGGUUCGUCACUGUUCCCCUGCUCCACCGCAUGGCCAGUGCCAUCAAGUGUCAGUACUACUUUGCCGACACCUGGAUGAUGUUCAGUGAGAUCACCUUCCAGUCAGAUGCAGCCAUGUACAACAACUCGGUGGCCCCCCCGGAGGUGCCCGUGGCUCCUACCACGUACGAUCCCACACUCAAGGUAGAUGACAGCAACACGCGCAUCCUGAUCGGGUGCCUGGUGGCGAUCAUCUUCAUCCUGGUGGCCAUCAUCGUCAUCAUACUGUGGCGGCAGUUCUGGCAGAAGAUGCUGGAGAAGGCCUCUCGGAGGAUGCUGGAUGAUGAAAUGACCGUCAGCCUCUCCCUGCCCAGUGAGUCCAGUAUGUUCAACCACAACCGCUCCUCCUCGUCCAGUGAGCAGGAGUCCAACUCUACCUAUGACCGCAUAUUCCCCCUGGGCCCGGACUACCAGGAGCCCUCACGCCUGAUACGCAAACUGCCCGAGUUCACGCCAGGGGAUGAAGACACGGGCUGCAGCGGCCCUGUGAAGCCGGCCCAGGCCAGCGUCCCCGAGGGCGUCCCCCACUAUGCCGAGGCCGACAUUGUGAACCUGCAGGGCGUUACGGGCGGCAAUACCUACUCAGUGCCAGCCCUCACCAUGGACCUGCUCUCUGGCAAGGACGUGGCUGUCGAGGAGUUCCCUAGGAAGCUGCUGACCUUCAAGGAGAAGCUGGGAGAGGGCCAGUUUGGGGAGGUUCAUCUCUGCGAGGUGGAAGGGAUGGAGAAGUUUGCGGACAAGGGCUUUGCCCUGGAUGGCUUAGACGCCAGUUCCAACCAACCUGUGCUGGUAGCUGUGAAAAUGCUGCGAGCAGAUGCCAACAAGAAUGCCAGGAAUGAUUUUCUGAAGGAAAUCAAGAUCAUGUCGCGGCUCAAGGACCCCAACAUCAUCCGGCUGCUGGCGGUGUGCAUUGCUGACGACCCACUGUGCAUGAUCACUGAAUACAUGGAGAACGGAGACCUCAACCAGUUCCUGUCCCGCCAUGAGCCGCAGAGCCCCCCGGCCAGCAACAUGCCCACCAUCAGCUACAACGACCUGCGGUUCAUGGCUACUCAGAUCGCUUCUGGCAUGAAGUACCUGUCCUCCCUGAAUUUUGUGCACCGAGACCUGGCCACGCGCAACUGCCUGGUGGGGAAGCAGUACACCAUCAAGAUAGCUGACUUCGGCAUGAGCAGGAAUCUGUACAGCGGGGACUACUACCGCAUCCAGGGGCGAGCAGUGCUCCCCAUCCGCUGGAUGUCAUGGGAGAGCAUCCUACUGGGCAAGUUCACCACGGCCAGCGAUGUGUGGGCUUUCGGCGUGACGCUGUGGGAGACCUUCACGCUGUGCCGGGAGCAGCCCUACUCCCAGCUGUCGGACGAGCAGGUCAUCGAAAACACCGGCGAGUUCUUCCGGGACCAGGGCCGGCAGACUUACCUUCCCCAGCCUGCACUUUGCCCUGACUCUGUCUAUAAACUAAUGCUCAGCUGCUGGAGACGAGACACUAAAGAUCGUCCCUCCUUCCAGGAGAUCCAUCGCCUUCUCCAGGAAUCAGCCAGUGAAGAAUGAUCCAUUGCUCCCCCCACCUAGCCUGGUCCCCAUCCCGUCCCCAGAAGAACCCUAUACAAAAACUGAAGCCACUUCACUUGGACUUAGUAAUAAAACCCAGGCAGCUGGUCUUGUUCUCAUUGUACAGUAACAGCCUAAGACGAAAACCCCAAAAGCAGCAAGAAGAACCCGAGUGUAGGACAGCUUGGACU